Molecule: messenger RNA, 492 nt
Organism: Camellia sinensis
Lineage: Eukaryota; Viridiplantae; Streptophyta; Magnoliopsida; Ericales; Theaceae
Source: RefSeq, a predicted model, not a curated record
AUGGAUCCACAUGUAUUUAAGAACUUCUCAACAGAAGUCCUACUCCUCCCCAAAAACCAAGACUUAAUUUCACCAGUCCCUAGAUGGAUCACUGAGUCACUCAAACCAACCAAAUACAUAGACUCAAAACACUACUCUUUCCUUUCCGAACUUGCCGCGAUUGAACUAGUUGAAGGGAGAGAAAGUGCCAUCGCCCAAGUCAUAAGAACAAUCCUUAACAAGUUCUACAACCUUACUUUCUCCAUUGGAGAUGCCAAGAAUGGUUGCCAUGGAUCGAUGAUGGUCGAAGCUUUCGUUGCUAAAGAAACCCUAAAAGCUCCCCAUGCAUCUCAUGGAAAGGGUGGGUUCAAGAAUGCAAGUUUCAAGUUCCAAACAAUUUCAGUUAGAACAAGGUUCGCAUUCUACAGUUCAUUUUAUAACACUAAGGUUCAUGACUAUGGUCAAAUAUGUGGCCCUGUCUUUGACAAUGUUGGGGUUCUGAGGGUAUCUUAG